Impatiens glandulifera is the source of this 581-nucleotide messenger RNA. Its product is annotated as histone H2B. The record is from RefSeq and is a predicted model, not a curated record. Gene Ontology annotation, biological process: nucleosome assembly. The transcript has a single exon. Gene Ontology annotation, molecular function: DNA binding; protein heterodimerization activity; structural constituent of chromatin. Bases 51 to 497 code for a protein of 148 amino acids. Gene Ontology annotation, cellular component: nucleosome. NCBI's taxonomy places the organism in Eukaryota, Viridiplantae, Streptophyta, Magnoliopsida, Ericales, Balsaminaceae.
CUCAUCUUCAUCCUUUGAAAAAUUUCAAUUAAUUAUCUAUUUUAACAGAAAUGGCACCCAGAGCCGAGAAAAAGCCUGCCGCAGAGAAGCCAGUAGAAGAGAAGAAGGCUGUUGCGGAGAAAUCACCGGCGGAGAAGAAGCCAAAGGCCGGAAAGAAACUGCCAAAAGAUGCCGUCGGCGCGGCUUCCGGUGACAAGAAGAAGAAGAGGGUAAAGAAGAGUAUUGAGACAUACAAGAUCUACAUCUUCAAGGUUUUGAAGCAAGUUCAUCCAGACGUGGGGAUCUCUAGCAAGGCUAUGGGAAUCAUGAACAGUUUUAUUAAUGACAUAUUUGAAAAGCUUGCUCAAGAAUCUUCCAAACUUGCUAGGUAUAACAAGAAGCCUACAAUUACUUCUCGCGAGAUUCAGACCGCUGUCAGACUUGUUCUUCCUGGUGAAUUGGCUAAGCAUGCCGUGUCUGAGGGAACCAAGGCUGUUACCAAAUUUACCAGUGCUUAGAAAUUAGGACUUUUAGCUCUGUUUUUAUUUGAAAACAAUGUACUUGGAUUGUCUUUCGAUUAAAUAUAUUAUUUACCCUUAUUA